AUGCGCUACAUUGACAAAGCUAAAUCUAUCUAUCUAUCUAUCUAUCUAUCUAUCUAUCUAUCUAUCUAUCUAUCUAUCUAUCUAUUUAAUAAUUUUUUCUCCAAAUCUAUCUAUCUAUCUAUCUAUCUAUCUAUCUAUCUAUCUAUCUAUCUAUCUAUCUAUCUAUCUAUCUAUAAUACCUGUCUUUCAAUCUCUUCCUCUAUCUAUCUACAUAUUUAUGUAUCGAUCUAUAAUAUAUGUCUUUCAAUCUCUUCCUCUAUCUAUCUAUCUAUCUAUCUAUCUAUCUAUCUAUCUGUCUGCAUAUCUAUGUAUCUAUCGAUUUAUAAUAUUUAUGUCUUUCAAUCUCUUCAUCUAUCUAUCUAUAUAUCAGCAUAUCUAUGUAUCUAUCUAUCGAUGUAUAAUAUCCAUCUAUGUCUUUCAAUCUAUCUAUCAGCAUAUCUAUAUAUCUAUCGAUCGAUGUAUAAUAGCUAUCUAUGUCUUUCAAUCUCUUCAUCUAUCUAUCUCAGCAUAUUUUCACAAAUUUUAUCUACGUGUUGUAUUUCGUUUUUUUUUAUUUUUUGUUUUUUUUUCGUUUUUAUUUUCUUUCGCUUUCAUAUUCUUUUAUCUUCUCUUUCAUAUUUCUUCUUCUUCGUCUUUUUCAACUUUCUUUUUAAUCAUCUUUCUUCUUUUUAUCUUUCAUCAACACCCGACUUCACUUCUUCUUCUUCUUCUUCUUCUUCUUCUUCUUCUUCUUCUUCUUCUUCUUCAACUUGCUCAUUAUUAUCACCAUAUAAAACAUCAUUCUUUUUUUUUCUUACCUUUUCUUCUUUCGUUAAUCACGUCGACCUUUCUUCAGUUUGCACCUCUCUUCCAUCAUUCACACUCAGUAAUUCACCUCUAUGUUCAUAUUCUUAUAAACUAAUUUAA
Messenger RNA from Acanthosepion pharaonis, 906 nucleotides. Lineage: Eukaryota; Metazoa; Mollusca; Cephalopoda; Sepiida; Sepiidae. The record is from the annotation of a GenBank genome assembly.